Paramecium primaurelia is the source of this 2486-nucleotide messenger RNA. Lineage: Eukaryota; Ciliophora; Oligohymenophorea; Peniculida; Parameciidae. The record is from the annotation of a GenBank genome assembly.
AUGGAACAAAUCAAAAUCUGCAUUUCAAGUCUUUAAGGAUUUUAGUAUAAUCUAAAUAAAGUAUUGGAUAAAUUCAAAAAAGAGAAGUAAAGUUAUUCUCAAUUUUUUAAAGUGAUCUUGCUACUACUUUCAUUUAAUUUGCUGAUGAAAUAUUUUAAAGCAAUGAAAAUUUAUUAAAGAAAUAUCUUCUUUUAAUGGUAUUAUUUAUUGCAUAUAAGAUUUAUAGAUUAUUAGGGAAGCAGUUUAUACAAAUCCAAUUGGUUCUGUAACAAAUAAAUUAGCUAGCAAUAAUUCAAUUUUGAAUUAUUUAUAAGAGGUAGUUAUGUUUCAACCAGGUUCUGAUGAUGAAUACAAAGGCAUUUAUAGAUUUGAAAAUGAUAGUAAUAGAUAUUAUUAUUAUAUUGUUAGCUCCAUAAAUUGCUAUUAAAUAUUUUAAUUUAAUAUUGGAACUUAUCAAAGUUUUAGCUGAAAAAUAUCCUGUCACUUCAAGCAAAAAAUCUACAAAAUUUAAAAUACUAUAUGAUAGAUUAAUUCAAUAAGGAAUUAUCUUUCCUAAAUAUUAUAGAGAAUUAACAGCUGAUAUUAAUGAAAUAGAGGAUGCAGUUGAAGAAAGUUAACCUGUUAAAAGGAAUCAAUUAUAAUAAAUGGAACCACAUAGAGAAAAUGGUAUCUAAUAAUUGGAAGAAUUAUAAAUUGAAAUGAAUGAUUAAAUUGAUACAAUUUGGGAUAUGCUUUAUGAUUAAAAUUGUAAUCCAGAAGGAGCAAAAGAUAGUAACUAAAAAUUAUGAUUUUAGUGUUAUAAUUCUAUUGUGAUACUUUUAAAGAGAGUGAUGCAAAAUUAUAAUAAUUAGAAUAUGAAUUAUCAGACAAAUUAAAUUAAUAAUAAAAAGAUUAGAUUGAAAUGUUGUGUAAUUUUAUUAAGAUUUUUAAUUUGAAGUUUAAUCAUUUUGAAAGAAACAAAACUAAAAAUGGAUUCUUUGAAUUUCAACAUGCUGUUUUAACAGAAGCUGCUAAAAUUACAAAAAAACAAUAUACUCCAUCUGAUGCUUAUCAAAAAUCUAAAAUAUAACCUCUUUCUCCAUUAAGAUAAAUUGGAUAAGAUGAUACUCAAGAUAUUACCAGAUUAAAUGAUCUAACAAGUACUUAAAUUCAAAUGAAAGAAAAGGUUGUGUCUUAAAUUAAUUAAUAAGUAUAAUCAGAAUAAUAAAAAUAAUUUGAUUAAUCAAAAUUAUAAGAUAAUUCUAAAUAAGUUGAUAAAUAACAAGUGAUUUCAUAGUCAUAAUAUAAUUAAUAUGAUCAGUAUGAUCAGUAUGAUCAAUUCAAUUAAUAAAAUUAAUUUUAAUAAUAACAAUAUAACUAAUAGAUAUUAUUAAAUUAAUAAUAAGAAUAAUAUUAAUAUUAAUAGCAAUAGAAACAACCCUAAUAAACAACAUUUACACCAGAUAAUACAAAUAAUCCACUUUUAUUAGAAACUGACUACUAACAAUUUGAAUAAUCAAUUCCAAAAUAACAUUAAAAUUAUUUUUCAUGGGAUUAAUAUUAAUAACCAUAUAAAUAGGAAGAUAAUUCUAAGACAUUAGAAUAUUAGUAAGAUAAAUAGGAUUAGAAACUAAAGGGAAUGAAAUUAAGUUUUGGAAAUGUAGUUGAUAAAGAAUAGGAUUAUAAUAAUUAGGGGUCGAGCUAAGUUUAAUUUAAAGAGAUCAAAAAUACAGAAUAAUAUACAUAAUAAUAAAUUUAACAAAAUGAUCAUUCAGGCUAUCUAUUGAAUACUCAAUUUUUAGAUAUCUAACAAAAAUUAAUUAGAUAUGGAUAUACAUAAUAAAUGAUUGAUGUUUGGAAGAAGACAUGUUUAUUGGGGUAAGGCAAUUUAUUUGAGAAUGAAUUUAUUAGAGUUUAUUGCACAUUUGGAUUAUAGUAUUAAGUGUUAAAUAGUAAGAAUUAUCUAAAAAUAUCUUUGUAAAUUUUUAAGAAGUCUGGCCUAAAUUUGCCCAUAAAUAUAAAAUUUUAAGGGGAUAGAUGUAAUUAUGAAUUUAUUAAAAUCAGCAACAAAAUUUUGGAUCAAAUAAGAAAAUAGAAACAUUUUAGAACAAGAAUAAUAAUACAUACUGAUAGUUGAUGAAUGCAAAGACAUUAUUAUUAGUAGAAUACAGAUUGAAAAUUAAUUCUUUAGUGUGUUAUUACCAACAAAUUAAUAUAAUUUUAUAGAGUUUUUAGAUAUAAGGCCAGAGAUAUUUUAAAUAAAAAUAAAGGAUAUUCUAUUUUAUAAAAGUCAACCUUUUAGAUUGUAAAUUAGUUAGGAAUUAUUUAAAAAAAUUGGAUUUAUUGAAAUGAAUAAUUAUUAUGGUAAUUGAUUAAUUUAAAUUAAAUUAGGAGCUGUUUAUGAAAAUAAUAACUAUAUAAAAGUUGUAAUGAUAGAGAAAAAUAUAUGGAUUAUAGAGGCAACAGAUUAAUAUCUCAUUCCAUAAUUAUUAUUUUUGUUUUCUUGA